ACUCCCACCAUGACCACUUCUGACAUCAACAUGGCCAAGAUCGUCCUGCAUGAGGAGAAGAACCUCCAGGGUCGUACCCACGAGACCAGCAAUGACAUCUCCGACAUCUCCACUUACCUGAGCAGGGUCCAGUCUGUGAGGGUGGAGAGCGGCUGCUUCAUGAUCUACGAGCGCCCCAACUUCAUGGGAACCCAGCAGCUGCUGAGGAGAGGCGAGUCCAUCGAGAACCUGAGCCUGGUUGGAAUGAGCAGUGGCAUCAAGUCCAUCCGUCUGAUCCCUGUGCACAGAGGUCAGUUCAGGAUCAAGGUCUUUGAGAAGGAGAACCUGACCGGACAGAUGAACGAGCUGAUGGAUGAUGUUGAGAACAUCCAGGAGCGUCUGCGCAUGUCCGAGAUCCUGUCCUGCCAGGUGAUGGAGGGUCACUGGCUGCUGUUCGAGCAGCCUCAUCACAGAGGCAGGGUCAUCUACGUGAAGCCCGGCGAGCAGAGGACCUUCAGGGAGAUGGGCCUGGGAAGCAUCAGGAUCAUGAGCUUGAGGCGCAUCACCGACAUCUGUUAG
This is a messenger RNA of Synchiropus splendidus (mandarinfish), 558 nucleotides long. Its product is annotated as gamma-crystallin M3-like. Gene Ontology annotation, biological process: lens development in camera-type eye; visual perception. NCBI's taxonomy places the organism in Eukaryota, Metazoa, Chordata, Actinopteri, Syngnathiformes, Callionymidae. The coding region runs from base 10 to 558 and encodes 182 amino acids. Gene Ontology annotation, molecular function: structural constituent of eye lens. The transcript is spliced from 3 exons. The record is from RefSeq and is a predicted model, not a curated record.